Malassezia sympodialis ATCC 42132 is the source of this 1983-nucleotide messenger RNA. RefSeq lists its product as uncharacterized. Gene Ontology annotation, molecular function: L-ornithine transmembrane transporter activity. Gene Ontology annotation, cellular component: mitochondrion. Gene Ontology annotation, biological process: mitochondrial L-ornithine transmembrane transport. The record is from RefSeq and is a predicted model, not a curated record. NCBI's taxonomy places the organism in Eukaryota, Fungi, Basidiomycota, Malasseziomycetes, Malasseziales, Malasseziaceae.
AUGUCGGUGGCUGUAAGUGCUGCGUACCCUGAGCUCGACGAUAUCCAGCCGGCCCCGCCGCGGCCUUGGUCGACGCGGUGGACAGGCAUACCUAUGCCCGAUGUCAUCCGACGUCUCUUCCGCCAGUUCCCGCGGCAUGUGUGGCCGCCCGCGCAAGCCGUGCUGAGCGACGACGACGCAGGGCGCGUACCCAAGCGCCUCGUGCUGCAUGUGACGCCCGCGCUUCCUCGUGCCGAGAAUUCGUGGGCAAGCGCUGAUCCCGUGUGUCUACGCUGGCAGAUGGAGCUCCUGUUCCGUGGAGCCUCGUUCGACUGCGAGCCAGCUACCGAGAUGUACUGGACCCCCGAUGGCCAAUUGCCCGUGGCUGAACUGCCACCUGGUGAGCGCAUGCCGCGUCAGAGCGGCACAUCACAGCCUCCGCUGCUGGGCAGCGCGGCUCUGACUCACUAUGUCGACAACUACCUACCGUUCUCACGGCCAGAGACGGACGAGAAGGCCGUGUGGCCCGACAAGGUCGCCGAUGAGGUGCUGCUGUGGCAAAACCUUCUCGAGGGCCGUAUCAUGGCUGGUACUUUGCUUGCGUGUCUCCGGGCCGGCGUCUAUGCGCCGCCGCCUACCCAGGCGCCCCUGCUGCGCCGCUGGCUCUCCGGUAUGCUCCCUGGCGAAGUGACCGCGGAACAAGCAGCGCUUGCGCGACUUGCACGCCUUAGCACAUCAGGUGCAUCGCCCAGCAGUUUAGUUGCCGUCUUUGGCCGUGACCCGCUCGCAGAUACUCGCAACCCACUGGCGCUGGUCCCGGGCUAUUCGGUGGACUGGGUCGGUUUUCUCAGUGGAAACACGGACUACAGCGCGCCUGACGCAGCGACAGCAGACUAUGUGCCACCUGGCCUGCGCAUUGACCAGGAUGCCAUUGUCCGCGAUGCGGUCGAGGCGCUCGAGGCCGUCGCUACGCGUCUCGAGGCGCAAAGUGCCCCGCAAGGAAGCGACACAUGGUUCCUUGGCGCGUCUCGUCCGACGCAUCUAGAUGCGCUCCUCUUUGCGGUCUUGUACACCCUGGCUAUGCUGCCUGCCGAUGCCAUUCCAGCGCUCACACCCGUGAGUCACGACCCGCUGUUUGUCACCGACCAGCCCCGCUCGCACCUCUCAUUGCAUCCCAUGCCCCUCCCUGAGACAACCAAAGAUAUUUUGGCCGGUACGGCUGGUGGUAUUGCGCAGGUCCUUGUUGGCCAACCCUUUGAUAUCGUCAAGGUGCGCGUGCAGACUGCGCCUCCCGGCUACUUCAAGGGUGUGGGUGACUGCAUUGCUCACAUUCUCAAGGACGAGGGCGCUAGGGCGUUCUACAAGGGCACGACCAUGCCGCUGAUUGGUGUAGGUGCCUGUGUCUCGAUCCAAUUUGGUGUGGUGCAGUACUUUAAGCGCCUGUUUGGCGAUAAGAAUGCGUCGCGUGGUCGCCAGGACCUCACGAAUGUGCAGCUGUACACGUCGGGCCUGGCGGGCGGUAUUGCGAACAGUGUGCUCGCCGGCCCCAUUGAGCAAGUGCGUAUUCGCAUGCAGACGCAAAAAGGGAAUGAGCUGCGUGGUCCCUUUGAUGCCGUCCGUCAGAUCGUUGCGCGCAGCGGCGUUACCGGCGUGUUCCGCGGCAUGGGCCCCACCGUACUGCGUGAAGGCCAUGGCAUGGGCAUCUAUUUCCUGACCUACGAGUACCUGGUGCAGAAGAAGCUCCAGGCCAGUCAAAUUACACGCGACCAGCUGCCUAACACCACGUCGAUGUUUGCUGGUGCGGCGGCCGGCACGGUGCUCUGGCUCAUGGUGUAUCCCAUCGAUGUUGUCAAAUCGUAUCUGCAGACCGACGCGAUCGACCCGGCCAAGCGCCGCUUCCGCUCGUCGCUCGAUGUGAUCCGCCACAUUUACCAGAACAGCGGCGUCCGUGGCUUUGUGCGUGGCAUCGAGCCCACGCUCAUCAGGGUGCGUACAUGCGACUGA